This is a messenger RNA of Penicillium angulare, 318 nucleotides long. RefSeq lists its product as uncharacterized. The transcript is spliced from 4 exons. Bases 1 to 318 code for a protein of 105 amino acids. The record is from RefSeq and is a predicted model, not a curated record. Lineage: Eukaryota; Fungi; Ascomycota; Eurotiomycetes; Eurotiales; Aspergillaceae.
AUGCAUUUCCCGAUCAUUGCAGCCCUGGGGCUUUUCUCGCUCGCGUCGGCCAACGACAAGCCCAAAUAUGAGCUACACAUCAACACACCCGCUCUGUUUGGAAGCCAUACAGCAGGGUAUAUCGUUGAAGCCGGAAAUGACUAUUACCGAUGUUCUUUUUACGGUACGGGCGAUUGCAGUAAAGCUGAGAAGAGUUAUAUACUCAACGCCCCGGGGUCAGGAACACCAAAGAAACUAGUGCAUGAAAAGAAGGGAGGUUCCAAAGGCAAAAGUUUUCGAUGUGUGGCCCUUGGUGAGGAUGAUGAGGAUGAUGAAUGA